UCUUACGUGAGUGGUGGAACUACUAACGUCCCUUGGUCCCUUUUUGAUAAGUAAUCAAAAAAGAGGGAAAAGCAACGAAAAUGAAUAAGUUGUGCGAUGUCUUCUUCCAACCCAUGAAAGAUUCGAUUUACAUCAAACCAUUUACAAUGUACUUCACCUUAAAUGGAAUUAAACGCAAUUGGGACUUAAUGGAAGUACACGAUAGUGUGUCGAUUUUGAUUUACAAUGUGACACGAAAAGUCCUAAUCUUUGUUAAACAAUUUCGACCGGCGGUAUAUUACGGUAAAAUUCCUAGUCAAGAAAGAGCGGGUAAUGUUGAUGUACAGAAAUAUCCUGCCGAGCUCGGUGUUACGAUUGAGUUAUGCGCUGGGAUUGUCGAUAAGGAUUUGCCUUUGGUGGAAAUUGCCAGGGAGGAAGUGUUAGAGGAGUGUGGCUAUGAUGUGCCUAUUUCCAGCUUAAAGAAGAUCGCUAGUUAUCAAUCAGGCGUAGGCGCCACUUCUAGCAAACAAAUUGCAUUUUAUUGUGAAGUGACAGAUGAUAUGAAAAUUCACGAGGGCGGAGGUGUCGAUGACGAAUCAAUAGAAGUAAUUGAAAUGACUGUGGACCAAGUGAUGGAUUAUGUUUCAAAGGAACAUAUUCUAAGUCCACCGAGCUUUUUAUUUUGUGUUCAGUGGUUUCUUCGCAGUAAACUGUAAUGCAAAUUUUAUAAAUCAAUUUAACUUAUUAGGAUAAAUAAGAAAUUUUAUCAUUUCUUCACAAAUUUAUAUACUGUACCUAUUCCACCAUGCGGCCUAUAUUUUUUUAUAGUUUGGAAAAAUUAUUCCUUUUGUUGUAUGCGUGUUAUAUUGUUAAUAUAUGCAUAUUCGUUA
Messenger RNA from Photinus pyralis (common eastern firefly), 869 nucleotides. RefSeq names its product uridine diphosphate glucose pyrophosphatase NUDT14-like. The record is from RefSeq and is a predicted model, not a curated record. Lineage: Eukaryota; Metazoa; Arthropoda; Insecta; Coleoptera; Lampyridae. Gene Ontology annotation, molecular function: metal ion binding; UDP-sugar diphosphatase activity. Bases 81 to 695 code for a protein of 204 amino acids. The transcript is spliced from 2 exons. Gene Ontology annotation, biological process: ribose phosphate metabolic process; nucleoside phosphate metabolic process.